Macrobrachium nipponense is the source of this 2671-nucleotide messenger RNA. RefSeq lists its product as uncharacterized. Lineage: Eukaryota; Metazoa; Arthropoda; Malacostraca; Decapoda; Palaemonidae. The record is from RefSeq and is a predicted model, not a curated record.
CAAGUUUCUUCAUUUACCGUAGAGAACAACUCCUGUCAACACGGGACAUUGAAUGGAAUGCAACAGGGUGUUCAAACGUCAGACGUUUCAGGGACUUCUUCCCAAGAGUUAUUUAACGCGUUACGUCGAGUAAAUGACCGAAAAAUAUUAGAUAUACUUGUAGUAUUUCCAUUCAUAAUGUACCGCAAGGAUCUAUGUCAGCAAUUACAGUGACUAUAGUUUGUCUUCAGCUGAUGAAAUGUCAAGGAAGAUUUUUCAGCCCAACAGAAGUGGUCUGAACAGUGCUUUAGAUCAAGUUGAAGAAGUAUUGGCUAAACUCAAGGAAAGAGUGGAAGCAAAUGAAACUCAUCACAGAGAAAAGGAGACACAGGCACAGUUUGUCGAUGCACAAACUUCCACUACCAGUUUGUGCCCAGGUUACGAAAGCAGAACAAAUACCAAACGAAAGAACACUAGUGUGCUGAUAAGUCGAAGAUCAAGUAGGCUUUCAAAUGGGUCCAGAAGCCUAAGGCAUAAAACAAAUGCUAAGAAAAAUGGAGGCCAAACAUCUGAAGGAUCUUUGUCAAAACAUUCGCAUGGAAACAAGAUUAGGAGAAAAGAGCGGCCCAACAUUAGUGAGGAAGACAGACUGUCUAGUGGCACUAAUCCUUCCACAAGACACACACAUAGAAAGCGAAGCAGUAGCUUCAGCAAACUUCAGCAUAGUUCAGGAAGAGGAAGCGCUCAUCAUGUUGUAGAUGGUUCUUCUAGGGGUUCAUCCGAAGAAAUUUUAAGAAGAGUACAUUCUCAGGAGGGUACACUUAAUAAUUUAGAAAACAUAUCUUGGAUACCUCCCCUGUCACAAAGUUCACCUCGGGAAGAAACACCAAGUAGACAUAAGCGUGAGCCAGACCACCUGAAACGUACAGGAAGACCAAUCCAUAAAAGCAAUAAAGCAUCAUGUUCAAGUUCAAAGCAAGGUCUAUCUAAGGAAGAAACUGCCAGAGCACCAGCGCCAUUUAAACCAACCAUUCCAGUAUCAGGACAGAGCUAUGCCGAACCAACUCUGUCCUCUAAACUUCGGACGAAAUUAACAGAGAGUAAGGGCAAAGCGGAGAAAGAAAAUGUUAUGACCUACAUUCCUUCGGGCCAUACGAGUAAAAGCCACCACGUAGGAGUGAUCAUGCAACAGAAGUUAGGCCUCCUGAAGACUGUCCCACUAAAGGAAUUGAAAACAUUAACAGAAGCCUUUAACCCUCCAGAAGAAAGAAUUAAGGAAACAGACAGUGACGGUAUAAUCAUAACUGAGGAUGUCAUAAAAACAGCCUUGAACAAUAUCCGUGACCAUAUUGCUCAUGCUGAAAGACAACCAAAUUAAUUUAACGAUUAUCACAACGGAUUUCACAAGUUCACUUUUGAAGUACUUCUACUGUAUGUAUAAAUAUCAGUCUUUCAUAUUAUGUAUGAAACAAUAUUUUAUUUUUUAUACUUUUCUUAUAUUUUUGAACACAAAAUCCAAUGUUAUUUUUUAUAGUGCUCUCAGAAUUAACACACAGUCGUAAUAUAAAUGUCAUUUUUGCAUUCAGGGUUCACUUUAUUUGCACACUUAAGGUGGGGGAUAUUAUGUAAUGAUCUUGCUAUGUAGAGGUGACAUUGAGCAUUAUUUUACCUAUCAUUAAAAAUAUAUUUUAAUCUGGUAAAAGUAACUAGCAAUUUUAUUUCAUUGUCUUUUGAAAGUAUUUUGGCAGUGAAGAUGCAGUUGUUCAUCUGUGGUGCUUGUUGCCCAGAGUUAAGCAGCUUCCUAGUGGAAAAACUAACCCUUGUCCCUCAAGUUGGUGUAUAAACCCUUCUAUACAGUAAGUUUGGCUGGUACUGAGAGAUAUGCUGUACCACCAGUGACUUAAAACACUGGUGCAAUAGCAAUUCAUUGCUUGAUGCUAACCAAGACCUUAUGUACUGAGAAGGAAGCAGGAAGCCAGUAGCAAAGAAGCCAUCACAGGUUUACACGAGAUAAACAAUCAAGAGGCAUUAGUAUUGCACUUUCAGUGUUGGGAUGUCAAGAAGUGGCAAGCAUAUUUUCAUAUUUGCCAUCUCAAAAGAUUACAUCACAUUAUCUUAACAUUUCCAAGUGUAAGUUACAUUGUCUUACAAAAGUGUAGAGGCAUUCAUUAUAAGAUAAGAGAUAAGGAGAGGCUUCUACAUAAAACUACUCUUAUUCUAAAUCACAGACAUGAGACGUCUACGUUACUCUUAUUCUAAAUUUGGGAGUGGAAUAAAUAAAGUGUUCAACAUUAAUUAUUUACUGUAAAGCUGCUUCAUUACAAAUAUCUAGGUUGCAAUUCAAGUUUUGGUUCUUUUAAAUUUUGUCUGGCAGUGAUGCUUAUCACAAAAUCAGCAGUGGAAAUUUUAUAUCAUUCAAUAUUACAGGCUAUUCACAUGAUAAUACACCUACUGCAAAUGAUUUGACUACUGUAUCAUUUCUUUACCUUUUAAAUUACAUGUUAAAACAUCCAAUAGGGUCAAAUUUACUGCGCUAUGACUAGCGGACAUUCAAGAAAUUAUGGACUUAUGGACCUAUUAUGUGUGGCAAGAAAAAAUUAAAAGGGGAUAAGUAUCAUGGAGACUUCAGUCCUGUAAUAUAUCACAGAUGACGGAAUAUAUCAGUAAGAAGUACAAAUGGUAAAAGAAUUUU